Messenger RNA from Trichoplusia ni (cabbage looper), 363 nucleotides. RefSeq names its product late cornified envelope-like proline-rich protein 1. The record is from RefSeq and is a predicted model, not a curated record. The transcript has 3 exons. NCBI's taxonomy places the organism in Eukaryota, Metazoa, Arthropoda, Insecta, Lepidoptera, Noctuidae. The coding region runs from base 1 to 363 and encodes 120 amino acids.
AUGGGUUUACAGGCACUUAUGUUAUUCGCACUGAUCAGCUGCGCAGCCGCCGCUCCGUGGCGCUGCUACAGCACCUGCGACGGCAGCACAGUCUGCUUCGGCGAGGCCGGCCAGCCCUGCAUCAACCCUCCAGCCAUCUGCAUAGGCAGACCUUCACCACCCUGCACAGGAUCCGCCACAGUGUACACCCCCUGCCAGUGCCCCUGUCCCCCACCAUCGCCCCCGCCCCCGUGCCCGUGCCCCUGUCAGCCCCCAUGCCCAGACCCCUGCCCCCACCACCCCCCUGCCCUUGCUACUAAAAUCUGUAUAAACCAGAAAGUUUUGGAAGAUAAAUUCGGGAUUGGUCAACGGAAAGUACCCUAG